Messenger RNA from Lycium barbarum (goji berry), 576 nucleotides. RefSeq lists its product as uncharacterized. Lineage: Eukaryota; Viridiplantae; Streptophyta; Magnoliopsida; Solanales; Solanaceae. The record is from RefSeq and is a predicted model, not a curated record. The coding region runs from base 1 to 576 and encodes 191 amino acids. The transcript has 4 exons.
AUGUUAGAUACUUCGGAAAAAAAGAAGGUUCGUGGGCCCACAUUACUAAAAGAAAUUUGGAAGUUGCCUCCAGGGAAAACAAUCGCUGUGCAGUUCAAUAGUCGUAACCAAGCCAUUAAGAAAGAUGGUCGCAAGCUUGCGAGCUUUCUAGGAUUUGUUGCUAGAACUCCAGAACUAACGCCGUUACAUAUACAUGAUUGGAGAAGCUUUGACAAAGACGAAAAGAAGAAAUUGGUAGAGUUUGUGAGAAAGAAGUUUUCUAUACCAACCCGUGGAGAAGAGUUUGUCAUAAAGUCAAUAGGAAAGAAAUGGAAAGAUUACAAAUGUGAUUUAAAAAGUGUUUAUCUGACAAAAUUUAAGACCAAAGAUGUGUUGUUGAAGAAUAAACUGAAUCGUAUACCAAGGGAUCAGUGGACUGGUCUAGUUUCCUAUUGGGUUUCAGAAAAAGCUAAGAGGCGCAGCCAAACAAACAGAAACAAUAGGGCGAAGCAAAAGAUGCCACACACAGGAGGAUCAAAAAGUAUUGCCACCUUGAUGGAGAAGGCUGAAAAUGGGGUUGAGCCUACACGAGCAUAG